Molecule: messenger RNA, 5447 nt
Organism: Chinchilla lanigera (long-tailed chinchilla)
Lineage: Eukaryota; Metazoa; Chordata; Mammalia; Rodentia; Chinchillidae
Gene: Grm2
Product: glutamate receptor, metabotropic 2
Exons: 5
Coding region: 324-3125 (933 amino acids)
Biological process (GO): G protein-coupled glutamate receptor signaling pathway; regulation of synaptic transmission, glutamatergic
Cellular component (GO): membrane
Molecular function (GO): group II metabotropic glutamate receptor activity
Source: RefSeq, a predicted model, not a curated record
UCAGGUAUAGGCCCGGGGUUCUGUGAGGUUUGCGCAGGGUCUUGGACACCCUUCAGCUUUCCCUGGGCUUGGCAUUGCUGGAGUCUCCUGUCCUCUGCCGGGCUUCCACUCCCUGCCUCCCUCCCCUCUGCUGAGCUUGGUGGAUGCGUAGGGCCCAUCUCCACCCCGAUAAGGGCGGGGCUGAGAGCCAGAGGAGCGAGUCCCAGGAACUUCUCAGCAGAGUGAUACUCCCCUCUGCAUGGCUCCUGGGCACCUGGGAAAGGUGUGUGGGGAGAGGUGGAGUCAGAAGGGGAAGCUUCUGAAGGGGAAGUCAGAAGGGGAACAUGGGGGGGCGGCUGCUCUCAGGUCCCACUUUCCCUGUCUGUCUCUGCAGGAGCCGGCUGCUUUCUCAUCUCUCCUCCUGCCUGUCCUUUCCUGGUCCCUGCUCCCUUUUCUUUCUGCCUUCACUGCUUCUGCCCUCAUCCCCUGGAGACCCAGGUCUGCUGGACCCGUCUAUCCCCCUUGGGGCCAUGGGAUCGCUGCUUGGGCUCCUGCUGCUGCUGCUGCGGGGCGCUGUGGCUGAGGGCCCGGCCAAGAAGGUGCUGACCCUGGAGGGUGACCUGGUACUGGGUGGGCUGUUCCCGGUGCACCAGAAGGGUGGCCCCGCAGAGGACUGCGGUCCCGUCAAUGAGCACCGGGGCAUCCAGCGCCUGGAAGCCAUGCUUUUCGCGCUGGACCGCAUCAACCAAGACCCUCACCUGCUGCCUGGCGUGCGCCUAGGUGCACACAUCCUGGACAGCUGCUCCAAGGACACACACGCCCUGGAGCAGGCGCUGGACUUUGUGCGCGCCUCGCUCAGUCGGGGUGCUGACGGCUCACGCCACGUCUGCCCUGACGGGUCUUACGCUACCCAGGGCGAUGCUCCCACCGCUAUCACUGGUGUCAUCGGUGGCUCCUACAGUGACGUCUCCAUCCAGGUGGCCAACCUUCUGCGGCUGUUUCAGAUCCCACAGAUCAGCUACGCCUCCACCAGUGCCAAGCUGAGCGACAAGUCUCGCUACGACUACUUUGCCCGCACGGUGCCCCCGGACUUCUUCCAGGCCAAGGCCAUGGCCGAGAUCCUCCGCUUCUUCAACUGGACCUACGUGUCCACUGUGGCUUCUGAGGGUGACUACGGCGAGACGGGGAUCGAAGCCUUUGAGAUGGAGGCCCGUGCCCGCAACAUCUGCGUGGCCACCUCGGAGAAGGUGGGCCGCGCCAUGAGCCGUGCUGCCUUCGAGGGGGUGGUGCGAGCCCUGCUGCAGAAACCCAGUGCCCGUGUUGCCGUCCUCUUUACCCGCUCUGAGGAUGCCCGUGAGCUGCUUGCUGCCAGCCAGCGCCUCAACGCCAGCUUCACCUGGGUGGCCAGUGACGGCUGGGGGGCCCUGGAGAGCGUUGUGGAAGGCAGCGAGGGGGCAGCCGAGGGUGCCAUCACCAUUGAGCUGGCCUCCUACCCCAUCGGCGACUUUGCCUCCUACUUCCGGAGCUUGGACCCCUGGAACAACAGCCGGAACCCCUGGUUCCGUGAGUUCUGGGAGCAGAGAUUCCGCUGCAGCUUCCGGCAGCGAGACUGUGCUGCCCACUCCCUGCAGGCCGUGCCCUUUGAGCAGGAGUCCAAGAUCGUGUUUGUGGUCAAUGCAGUGUAUGCCAUGGCCCAUGCACUGCACAACAUGCACCAUACCCUCUGCCCGAACACCACCCGCCUCUGCGAUGCCAUGCGACCUGUCAACGGGCGCCGCCUCUACAAGGACUUCGUGCUCAACGUCAAGUUUGACGCCCCCUUCCGCCCCGCCGACACGGACAACGAGGUGCGCUUCGACCGCUUUGGCGAUGGCAUUGGCCGCUACAACAUCUUCACCUACCUGCGGGCGGGCAGUGGGCGCUACCGCUACCAGAAGGUGGGCUACUGGGCAGAAGGCCUGAGCCUGGACACCAGCCUCAUCCCCUGGGCCACCCCCGCGGCCGGUGCCCUGCCUGCCUCCCGCUGCAGCGAGCCCUGCCUCCAGAACGAGGUGAAGAGCGUGCAGCCGGGUGAGGUGUGCUGCUGGCUCUGCAUCCCCUGCCAGCCCUACGAGUACAGGCUGGACGAGUUCACCUGUGCCGACUGCGGGCUGGGCUACUGGCCCAACGCCAGCCUGACUGGCUGCUUUGAGCUGCCGCAGGAGUACAUCCGUUGGGGCGACGCCUGGGCCGUGGGGCCUGUCACCAUUGCCUGCCUGGGUGCCCUGGCCACCCUCUUUGUGCUGGGUGUCUUUGUGAGGCACAAUGCCACGCCUGUGGUGAAGGCCUCUGGCCGGGAGCUCUGCUACAUCCUGCUGGCUGGUGUUUUCCUCUGCUACUGCAUGACGUUCAUCUUCAUCGCCAAGCCGUCCACGGCCGUGUGCACCUUACGGCGCCUCGGUUUGGGCACUGCCUUCUCCGUCUGCUACUCAGCCCUGCUCACCAAGACCAACCGCAUCGCGCGCAUCUUCGGCGGCGCCCGGGAGGGGGCCCAGCGGCCGCGCUUCAUCAGCCCUGCCUCGCAGGUGGCUAUCUGCCUGGCACUUAUCUCGGGCCAGCUGCUCAUCGUGGCUGCCUGGCUGGUGGUGGAGGCGCCGGGCACCGGCAAGGAGACGGCUCCUGAACGGCGGGAGGUGGUGACGCUGCGCUGCAACCACCGCGACGCGAGCAUGCUCGGUUCGCUGGCCUACAACGUGCUCCUCAUCGCGCUCUGCACGCUGUACGCCUUCAAGACCCGCAAGUGCCCCGAGAACUUCAACGAGGCCAAGUUCAUCGGCUUCACCAUGUACACCACCUGCAUCAUCUGGUUGGCCUUCCUGCCCAUCUUCUACGUCACCUCCAGUGACUACCGGGUUCAGACCACCACCAUGUGCGUGUCGGUCAGUCUCAGCGGCUCCGUGGUGCUGGGCUGCCUCUUCGCGCCGAAGCUGCACAUCAUCCUCUUCCAGCCGCAGAAGAAUGUGGUGAGCCACCGGGCACCCACCAGCCGCUUUGGCAGUGCCGCCACCAGGGCCAGCUCCAGUCUUGGCCAAGGAUCUGGCUCCCAGUUUGUCCCCACGGUCUGCAAUGGCCGAGAAGUGGUGGACUCAACGACAUCGUCGCUUUGAAGACACCGCAUUCCUGCCCUGACGCGGCUGCUCCCUGGAAACCGGCGCAGACCCAAGUCCACGGCCGGGAGGAAGUCGGCUGGAGCACUGCAAUAACACGACCCCACGCCUGCCCUCAAGGUCGUACCCACCCGCCCACCUGCCCCUUCCAAGUCAGCAGUCAGGUCCUUAGCUGGGGAGCCGCUGUCCUUACCCCGCCAGCUGUAACCCCUGCUUGCUAGGCCUGGGGGUCAGAGGGGAAGAGCCAGGGUCCCUGUGCUCUGGAAAGGGGUGGUUGAAGAGCGUGGGCCCUGAUCCCCAGUCAGCAAAGGUGCUUCCAGCCCUGUCCCUCCCCCGCUCCUCGGGCCUUUUAAAUUUUUUAUAUGAGUUACUCUGGGACGGGAAGGGUGGUUACUGUGGGGGUCAUUCCUCCCUCUGCAAAGUAGUUCGUCUUGUGGUUUAUUUUGUAUUAUCUGUAAAUAAAGUGUCUUUAUUUUAAAAACAUUCUCUUUUCCCUUGACCCAGGGAAGCCCCUCGUGGCCCCCUCAGCCCCUCCACCUUGAUUCUGCUACUGUUGAUGGGCGCUGCUCAUCGCCUGGUGCUGACGCCUCUGAGACAGACCUCCCCUUGCCUGGGGGGCGAUGUAAAACGGGUGAACCGCCCUCCCUUAAAGGGAGCCUGUGUCAGGCAGAGUCUUGCAACUGGGACCAAACGCGUGACACCUGGAAAUUCAAGGAGAGUUUCUUUUGGCCUGUGGUUUUCACAGGCUUCAGCCCUUGGUUAGCUGGCUCCAGGCAGAUCCGCACGGGAAGGAACCACUGAGGCCCUGGCAGGCAGGAAGCCAGGAGAGAAGGGGACACGGGACAGGCGCGCCCACCCCGAGCGCAGCCCCAGGGGCCGCCCCCUUCCCCGCGCCCACCUCUGACUUGAGGUCUGGGGGACCUUUUAGAUUAAACCAUAGCAGGGUCCCUGCAGCCUGGCCAAGACACCUCUGGGGUGAGGGCAGGAGGUUUACGUGGCCGGGUUCCUCUGCCAGUCCAAGGGAGGGGUUUCGCAGAGGCUCUGCCUGCCACAUGGUGUGGGGUGACCGUGAUCCCAGGGAGUGGCACACUUUCUCACGGCUGGCUGCCUCGCAUUUGGAGGAGCUGUUGGUCAGCGCACAACCAGGCGGGGCAUGGGGCCGCUCAUCAUCUGCUCACGUGGCGCACACAAAACCAGGCAGAGCUCCUGAGGAGGACAGCGGAUGAGGCCAGGAGGACACAGAAGUGUGGACCAGCCCCAGAGCCCAGUCUUUGGGCCUCUCCCCUGUCUGUUAUCUGGACCUCACCGGCAGAGGGCGCCAGGGCCCAGCCGCGGCCUCAUGGCUCCCGGCCCACGGCUGCCAUCAUGUGGCCUGGAGGACAGUGGGCCCUGAACCAGAGGACUAAGACAGCACCAGGAGGGGCUGUGGCAGCGAGAGCCUCAGGGUCCUGCGGUGGGUGGCGGGCAGGCCAGGGACGCUUGCUGUUUUCAUUUGCUUCUGCAAAUGAUGAGGCUGUGAAAAUUGGGGUUAACAAUUUAAAAUGUGGAAACGGAAAAAUGGAAAAAAGAAAACCAAUUGCAGAAGAGUUUCUCCUCUGCCAGCACCUGGGAUGUAAGCAGGACAGAUAAAAUGGGGGCUGCUCAGUUAACUACAAAGUUCAUAGACAGUGAGCACUUUUUAUUACCUCUGCCCCACACGUACACUAAAGGAUUUUGUUUAUCUGGGCAUCCUCUGUUUUCUCUGCCAAGGUUGGCACUGCCCGGGGAGUGGUCUGUAUUCCAGCUUCUUGGCCCAGAGACAGGAGAGGACCCCCACGCUCCCUAAGAGCUACUUUUCCUUCCUCCUCUGUGGUUGCCCCAAAUGCUGUGAGUGGGAGAGACGAUAGGAAACUAGAAGGUAGCUGUUGGGGACGGGAAUGCAGGCCAGAGCAGGAGAGGGAAAUGGGAUGGGAAACGGUCAGGAUAUGUUGUAUGUGCGUUCUGCAAAGUGGGCAUCCCUGUAUUGUAUCACAGACACGCACUAAAGACGCCGACACCAACAGCAGCAGCAAUGCAUCGCAACCUGGGUGCCAAGGGCUUCUCCGGGAGACAUUUGCUUCGGUGGGAGAAAGCCCCGGGGACUCCACCCUGCACCUUCUCUGGGUGAUCUGGCUGUCCGUAGCCCUCUCCCCUACGUCCUGCAGGGGCUCCUCCCUUUCUCAUGACCAAACAGCACGUCUAGCACUGCACAUACGACCUGCCGGUUUUUCCCUACAUAAGCCUUAGAGGUACAGUCCGUCUGCUCUUCUACCUGCUGCUGCAGCACAAGUUCCAAUAAAGCCU